GUUGUUACACGUGUCUCGUUUUGGUCACAGUUGGUGUUGGUUCGUACUCAGUGACUCAGUCUUCGUACAUUUGCAGCAAUAUGGCUCCUGUUACCAAAGAUAAAGUUGAUUCAGGCAAGAAGAAUAAAAAUUCUUCAAAGGCCUCUAGUGGUAGAGUUAGUAAAAAUUAUCAAAGUAAAAAUUCAGUGCUUAAGGGAACAAAUGUUUGGAAGGAAGUACCAGAUGAAUCAGAGAUUUCAAAAAAGGAUGAAGCAAAGGCACUUUUUACAAUUAAUGAAAAAGGUCAAAAGAUAAAGCAAUUCAAGAAGCAAGGCGUUUCAAGGCCAUGGCUUGAUGUCAAGUAUAAAGAAAAUGAACGGAUGACAUUUUAUGAUGGAUUCUAUGUAAAAAGGGAAUCUGUUGCAGAAUUGGAUAAACUGAAGAGAAGCCUUGAACUGGAGGGCCAUGGUGGAGAAAAGGUAAAGAAAAUGAUGAUGAAGCCCUUACGGAAAGCCAACAGGGUUCUCUUCAAAGAAUUACUCUAUGAAGAGAAGUUUAAACAAAUUAAGGAUGGCACAUACACUGCGCCAGUGAAAGUUUGGAGCAAAAAAGAUUGCAAAAAUAAGCAGCAAACAUCUAAAGAAUCUAAAUCUAUUGCAAAAAAGAUAAAAGGGAAUGAAUCUAAAUCUAAAGAGGAAGCAAAGAAUGAUGCUGAAUCUGGAUCGUGUGGCAAGAAUUCAAGAAGUCCUGACAAAAGAAAGAAAGCUGCUACAAAUAAAGCAAUUGGAAGCAGCAUUCCAUCAAUUGCAGGCCUGGAUCUUAAUUUCCAAAUUAGUGACAAUGAAGCCUCUGACGAUGAAAGAGAAGGUUCACAAAUGGAUUACAAUGGUGUGCCUCAUUCUUUUGUAGAAACUAAAAUCAAUGCUAUUGAUGAGUCAGAUGAUUCAUGCAAUACUGAUGAUGAAGAUGAUGAGGGAAUUAAUAUUUGUAAGUCUAAGAAGCAAAUGUCAUCAAAAAGUUCAGUUGAAGAAAAUACUGAGGCAAUGGAAUCUGCUGAUGAGGGAGUUGAAUCUGAUGAUGAAGUUACUGAUACUAUGAAUGCUAAUAAAUCAUUAAAAUUGAUCUAUUCCAAAGCCAGUGAAUCUUCAAUAGAAAUGAAGGAAAAUGAGCUCAUGACCUGUGUGGAAGGCAUCUGGAUCAGAAGGUGCAAGAUUGGUGCAAUAGCAGACUGGAAAGACACUGUCAAAAAGAAUAUCAUUGCUAGCAGAACAGAUGGUAAUACUUCAACCUCCCUCUCAGAGGAAGAGAACUUGAAGUUCAAGUCAGCUCUGAAGGUCGAGUUGAACAAAUUGUCCAAUCAACUAAUGGCAUACCUCAGGAGGGUGGCUAAGAAGCACUCGUCCAAAACUCUCAAUAAGGGAAAGAAAACAAAGAAGUGUCGGCUGCACCGCAGUGAGCGCAAAGCACUCAAGACUGGCACUGGUGCUGUAAAUAAAUUUCAGAAAUCUAAUGAAUCUAAACUCACGGAAUUCAGAGGUGUUGAGAAGAAAACCUUCAACCCAGUGCGCACCAAGAAUGGUUUGGUGAACUUCAGAGGCUACUGGAUUAAACCAGAGGGAGCCAAACGUCUUCAUGAACUUGAAAACAAAUUGAAGGCCGAGGGCACGGCUAAGGAGCGCAUUGCAGAGCUGAUCAAGGUGGAGAGACGUCGUGAAGAGAACGAGCUCAAGAGAGAACGCCGUCAAGUUUGCUUCUCAUGCCGCAAAACUGGCCACAUGGUUGCGGAUUGUCCACUGAAGCGCAACGUCCAGGGUGUCGGUUCUUGCUUUAAGUGUGGCUCUCUUGAGCACCAGUCGGACACGUGCUCUGAGGCGCAGUUCAGCUACGCCACGUGCUUCAUCUGCCGGCAGAAAGGCCACAUCAGCAGGGAGUGCCCCAAGAACACCAAGGGCCUCUACCCGCACGGAGGAGGCUGCACACUUUGUGAUAGCAACCAGCACUUGAUCAAGGACUGCCCUAGGAAUACGGAGGAACAGAAGGAGCGGCCUGAACUGAAGGCAGGGGUACUGAAGGCGGGACAGCUGCUCGAGGUCAUGGAGGAUGCUACUCCGGUUACACCUUCAGAUUCUGCCAACGUCACUAAGAAGAAGAAAAAUAAAGUUGUAAAAUUCUAAAAUUAAAUUUUUU
This is a messenger RNA of Hyalella azteca, 2166 nucleotides long. RefSeq lists its product as uncharacterized. The record is from RefSeq and is a predicted model, not a curated record. Gene Ontology annotation, molecular function: nucleic acid binding; zinc ion binding. Lineage: Eukaryota; Metazoa; Arthropoda; Malacostraca; Amphipoda; Hyalellidae. The coding region runs from base 81 to 2153 and encodes 690 amino acids. The transcript has 8 exons.